AUGUCACACGCCAUGAACGACGAGGAAGUGAUCACAGAGCUCAAAAAGAUGGUGGCAUUCAUCCGCCAAGAGGCUGUAGAAAAAGCGCGAGAAAUCCAGGUCAAGGCUGAUGAGGAAUUUGCCAUCGAAAAGGCCAAGUUUGUUCGUCAAGAGGGCAUGAGCCUUGAUACGCAGUAUGACAAGAAGAAAAAGCAGUUUGAAGUGUCUCAGCGGAUUGCGAAGUCAAACCAAAGCAAUAAGGCUCGUCUUGAAAUUCUCAAGUCCCGCGAAGAGAACCUGCAGAACUUGUUUACAGAGGCUCAGGAGCGCCUGACCAAGGUGAGCGAGAAUGCCAAUUCGUAUAAGGAACUGCUGGCUAAGCUUUUACUUGAGAGUCUUUUAAUUCUUCAUGAAAACAAAGUUCAAGUCAUUACCCGCUCGAAUGAUGUACAGAUUGUGCAGGGUGUGGUGGACGAGGCUCUGAAGAAGUACAAAGACGUGACGGGUCGUGAGUCCAAGGUCGAUGUUAGUGAAGGUCUUCCCAAAGACAGCGCCGGUGGCAUUAUUGUAUCGGCUCGCAACAACACCAUUCGUCUAGACAAUACACUCGAACAACGCCUCAGGCUCCUGGAAGAGAAAAUGCUGCCUGAGAUUCGCCUCAACUUAUUUGGGCCAAACAAGCAGCGCAAGUUCUUUACGUAG
This is a messenger RNA of Malassezia restricta, 681 nucleotides long. RefSeq names its product V-type H+-transporting ATPase subunit E. Gene Ontology annotation, cellular component: proton-transporting two-sector ATPase complex, catalytic domain. The transcript is spliced from 3 exons. Gene Ontology annotation, biological process: proton transmembrane transport. Bases 1 to 681 code for a protein of 226 amino acids. Gene Ontology annotation, molecular function: proton-transporting ATPase activity, rotational mechanism. NCBI's taxonomy places the organism in Eukaryota, Fungi, Basidiomycota, Malasseziomycetes, Malasseziales, Malasseziaceae. The record is from RefSeq and is a predicted model, not a curated record.